UCAAAGUAGCAUAACCAGCCAGAUAAGAUCAAAUCAGGUCCUGAAGCAACAAUUUUCUUGAGGAGCCCCUAUCAGAUUAAUAGUUUCAUAUAUAAGCUGAGGCUGCAAUUGUAACCAGCCGUGUUCAAAUGUGACGCUGGUACCUCUAUCACCUCGAUCCUGUCUAUUCAUCUUGGUUAUAUGCAAAUGGAGAGGAUAGAUGAUCGCAGAAGAACUAGGACAGUUUUGCACCAUGUAGAUGCUGUUUUUAUGGUGAGUUCUCCAUAUCUCACUUGUUGUAAUGUUUGAAGUUUGCAAUAAGCUCAGGAUAUGCAAAAUAUGAAAUAAUGUUUAACUUAGGGAAAUGUGAAUGUUAUUUGCAGAUAAGAAACCUAGAUUAUUAGUGCCACAUUUAAAUUAUUUUAGCCUUCACUCAUGUACUUCUUAGGCCAGUAAAAUAAGAUUAUGUGUACAUUAGCAUUAUAUUCUACUUAUAAAUCUAGUUAAUUGUUUGUUUCAAAUAAAUUCAGUUGUUUUAGUUUUGGGUUAGCAAUGCAGAUUAUUUGUGCUACACUGAGGGGAUUGAAUUUCAGCUGUACCUUUUAGGGUUUAAUGAUGUAUUUCAGGGAUUGAAUUAGAGCAAUAUAAUGGAGGUCGCAAAGCUGUUGGUGGACCUUCGGAAUGAAUGGGCAGUGCAAAGUCUGGUCCUUUUUAGCUUCGCACUGCAAGUAUUUCUGCUCAUGUUCGCUUGGAUCCGUCGGCACAGCGUGUCUACUUUCGCAAGGUUGCUCCUGUGGCUGGCUUACCAGCUGGCCGACUCUACAGCACUCUUCACUCUUGGACACCUUUCAAUUAGCAGCAAGCUGCCGGAGCACCAGCUGGUGGCGUUCUGGGCCCCGUUCCUGCUGGUGCAUCUCGGCGGGCAGGACACCAUCAGCGCCUACUCCUUCGAGGACAACCGGCUGUGGUUGCGGCACCUUGAGACUCUUGUCUUGCAGGUGUUGGCAGCUGCCUAUGUCCUCUACAAGUAUAUGCCCAGCAGCGAGACGUUGGUCAUAGCUGCCGCCGUCUUGAUUUUUGUUGUCGGUAUUCUCAAGUAUGGGGAGAGGAUCUGGGCGCUGAGAUGCGCCAGCUUUGACAACAUGUGGAGCUCUUUUGACCAGUCGGAUGCCAGCGCUCGUGAAAGCCAAAGUGACAUCCUUCUCCGCCAAGUACUGGAAAGAAGGUUCUUCAUGAGAGAGGACGCGGAGGUGAUUUUGAUGGGAGCUCACGGCAUGUUCGAUGUAUGCAAGGGACUAUUCAUCGGCAUCCGGACAGAGCGUUCCAAGUAUAUGAGCGACGUCUUGCGGUCCUUCCAAAUGUAUGGCCGCCUGGACAAGUUGAUGGAGAUGGAGCUAUCCCUCAUGUAUGACAUCGUCUACACAAAGGCCAGCGUGAUCCACACAUGGUAUGGAUGGCGCAUCCGUAUCAUUUCACUGAUUGCCACGGUUGCUGCCUGCUGUCUGUUUCAGCUCAGCAACAAGCAUGGCCACGACAAAAAAGACGUGGCCAUCACCUACGUCUUGUUGGUUGGGGCCUUGAUCCUGGAGGUGAUAUCCAUGGCGAGGGCGCUCAUGUCCACCUGGACACGUGUCCUGUUGAACCAAAAGAACUGGCCCCGGCUCUACUACGAGCUUCAGUCUGUCCGGCACCUUCUUAGGGCUACAAGGCAUAGGAGGUGGUCAGGUUAUCUAGGGCAGUUCAACUUAUUCCAAUCUGUCGCCCAUGACGCAGUGAAGCCGAUGACUGGCAUGUCGACGGCAAGGUUUCUGGGUCUGGAGCUCUUGGUGGAGCAAUGGUGGGACGAACUGCACCACUCUCAGUCCACCGAGCUUUCAGAGUCUAUCAAGGAGAUGGUCCUGAGAGAGAUACUUGAGAUGGGAAAUCGUCGUGAGGACAUUGGCUCAAAGCCGGGUCUGCAGACACUAGAACGUUUGUUGCUGGACGAGUGUGUCAGCUGGAGCAUCCGAGACAUGGAGUUUGAGGACAGCAUCAUGGCAUGGCAUAUCGCUAGCGAGAUCUGCAUGUUCAAUGACCACAGCAACAAGGCAAGUCUGCUAGAGGCGAUCAGGGUGCUCUCCAACUACAUGAUGUUUCUCCUUGUGCUACGACCCUACAUGCUGCCCGGACCUGUCCGGCGCAGCCGCUACGUCCAUCUCCGUGACGAGCUGCAUGAGGUGAUGCAGAUUGCGACAGGAGACUCGGCCGAAGAGCGACGUAGGUGGGCACUUCGGAAGGGGUUAUCUGCUCAUAUGAAUUCCUUAGAUCCUCCUGCACAUUACGACACCGGAGUAAGACUUGGCGAUGUGCUCUGCCGCCGACACGACAGGCUGGACGUGAUCUUCAAAGUGUGGGUAGAGAUGUUGUGCUAUGUGGCCAACCACUGCAGUAGAGAGUCCCACGCCAGGCAGCUCAGCUGUGGUGGUGAACUCGUUACCAUAGUGUGGCUUAUGGCAAGGCAUGCCAACUUGUCUUAAGAUUCUUGUAAAGUCAUAAGCCACCAUAGUGUGGCUUGUGGGCUUAGCUAGCACAAUUUUACAAUAUGAUUAUUUAUUCGCAAGAUAAGCAAGAUGAUUGAUUUAACUUUAUGCUAUAAAAUAAAAAAAAUAAAGUUCUCCACAUGUAUUCUUAAAUAUUGUA
Messenger RNA from Lolium perenne, 2658 nucleotides. The record is from RefSeq and is a predicted model, not a curated record. Lineage: Eukaryota; Viridiplantae; Streptophyta; Magnoliopsida; Poales; Poaceae.